Molecule: messenger RNA, 1893 nt
Organism: Penicillium paradoxum
Lineage: Eukaryota; Fungi; Ascomycota; Eurotiomycetes; Eurotiales; Aspergillaceae
Product: CLPTM1 family protein
Exons: 3
Coding region: 1-1893 (630 amino acids)
Cellular component (GO): membrane; endomembrane system
Source: RefSeq, a predicted model, not a curated record
AUGCCUGAACAGCCGCCACGCAGAGCGGAGCCCGGUACGGGCCUCAAGGGUGCCCUCCAGGGGCUGGCAAUUUUCAUGAUCGUCCAAUUUGGUAUCAACCAGUUCAUGUCAAGCAAGAACAAAGAUACCAGCACGAAGUCCAGUGCUAUCCCCGCUUUCGCCGAUCGCCCCGAUCCGAGCGAAGUCGUCGAACACAGUGCCCUCCCCCAACUCGUUGCUCCCAUCUGGCCCUCCGACAGCGCUGUCGAUCUCACCAUCUAUGUGACUCCCUCUAUCGUCGCGCCCAGCUUCAAGUCAUCGGACGGUAUUCUUGUGGCCCAGGAAAAGAACUUCACUAUUGGAAACUACAGCGACGUUCGCGAGAUCGACACCACUAUCAAGCUCCCGAAGCAGGUCCAACAGAAUGCAACCCUCUGGGCUCACUUCUUUUUGGCUCGCACCGGAUACCAACUGGAUCCCGCUGCCAAGGACUAUAACACGGCCGAUGCAGUUCAUUUCCUUCGACCCCUGAACCAGUAUCUUCCCAAGAAGAAGGUCAAGAAGCUGAAGAACCUCCUGUCUGGCCCCGAAGAUGAAACUGAGGAGGAGGAUAAUACCCCGAGUAUUUCCACCAUGUCAUACUACCACCCUAACUUCACUCUGUCCCUGAUCCCAGACUCUGGAGAUUUGAGACUGGCCCAGAUGAACCCUGCCGCUCGCCAGUAUUUACAGCUGGAGCGGACCGGCGCCCGCGAUGUCAGCGGAAAGAACGGAUGGUACUACCCGAUCGCUUUCUUCAACACUUUCUGGCAGCUGAAGACCCAUAUGACUGAGUUGAACUCCACCGUUGAGACAGUGCCCCUGCGUAUCACUGUCAACAACAUGGCGAACUGGAAGUUCAAUAUCCUCAGCAGUGUUGACGAGGGCUCGAAGCAAAGCUCUCGCCAGGCUGCCUAUGGCAACCCCGUUCCCGGCGGUGGAGAUGGAACCGAAUGGGAGAUGGUGAAGGAGAUCCUUUUGGAUACUAAUAUUUGGCUUCUUGGCACCACGGGUGUGGUCACUAUCUUGCACAUGUUGUUCGAGACUUUGGCCUUCAAGAACGAUAUUGCCCAUUGGCGUAAGAAGAAGGAUGUUGUCGGUACUUCAGUUCGGACAAUCCUGGCCAAUGUCUUUAUGCAGGCUGUCAUCUUCCUCUACCUCAUGGACAACAGCGAGAACACCUCUUGGAUGAUUCUGGGAAGUCAAGGAUUUGGUAUCCUUCUGGAAUUCUGGAAGGUCACUAAGACAGUCGACGUUCGCUUGCGCCGACCCUCGGCCAACUCGCGCUUCUCGUUCCUGCCUUACGUGAUUGUCUUCGAGGACAAGCACAAGCUAAGCGAGACCGAGCAGAAGACCAAGGAGUAUGAUGAAAUCGCCUUCCGCUACCUGUACAUCGUGGCUGUGCCUCUCCUGCUCGCAUACGCCGCCUACAGCCUCGUCUAUAACACCCACAAGUCAUGGUACUCUUAUGUCAUUGAGACUUUGGUGGGUAGUGUCUACGCCUACGGCUUCCUCAUGAUGGUCCCCAGUCUUUACAUCAACUACCGGUUGAAGUCUGUUGCCCACAUGCCAGGUAAGGCGUUGACCUACAAGUUCCUGAAUACUUUCAUCGACGAUCUCUUCGCCUUCACUGUCAAGAUGCCCUGGCUUCACCGCCUGGCCACUCUCCGUGAUGAUGUCAUCUUCUUCAUCUGGCUGUACCAGGGCUGGAAGUACAAGGUUGACUACAAGCGCGUCAACGAGUUCGGCCAGGGAGGUGACAGCGAUGAGGAAGAGGAGCCUACCCCUGCUGUCCAGAGCGACAAGAAGGAAGAAGUGGCUACCCAAUCCUCUUCCAAGGCCGCUCCCAAGUCGUCCACCCGCAAGAGGAAGUGA